AUGGUUAUAAUCUGGAUCUUGUUGCUCAGUUGUUUCGAUCUUGGUCGGCAGGUAUCCUGGGCUAAGGGUUUGUCCGCUACUGCUAAAGUGCCUUGUGCCGGAGGCAAACUGUGCGACCCCAGGCUGAGAAGAGAUGCGGGGGGACGCGGCGGGGUCUACGAACACCUCGGAGGUGCGCCUCGACACCGGAAGCUUUAUUGUGCCACUAAGUAUCACCUGCAGAUACAUCAGAACGGCAAAAUUAAUGGAACACUCGAGAAGAACAGCAUCUUCAGUAUUCUAGAAAUAACCGCGGUGGAUGUGGGAAUUGUCGCCAUCAAAGGGCUGUUCUCUGGGAGAUACCUGGCUAUGAACAAAAGAGGGAGACUUUACGCCUCAGAGACCUACAAUCCAGAAUGUGAGUUUGUCGAGAGGAUCCAUGAACUCGGAUAUAAUACAUAUGCAUCCCGAUUACACAGGACAGUUCCAAACGGAGCUGGAACAAAACGCAAGGCCAGUGCGGAAAGACUCUGGUAUUUGUCAAUCAAUGGAAAAGGACGACCCAGAAGGGGCUUUAAGACACGGAGGACUCAAAAAUCCUCCCUUUUCCUGCCAAGGGUACUGGACAAUAAAGACCAUGACACAGUGAGAUUAUUUCACACAAAUAUAAAGCAUAGAGAAAAUAUUCCAAAGUCACAGAAAAACAAUGGAAGAAAGAGAAGAGGACAUUGAAGAGACUUGAGUUAUGAUGGGAAGUCUUCUGUACUUGUGACAUUUUGUAGAGCCUAUCAUGGAUUACCUCAAUUUUAGGACUAUGUAUUCCAUUGGUUUCUUCAUGGUACAUGGAUGCUUAAUAAUUUAUUCUUUUGUCUGCUCUCAUGGCAGACCCAGUGG
Bufo bufo (common toad) is the source of this 873-nucleotide messenger RNA. RefSeq names its product fibroblast growth factor 3 (gene FGF3). Bases 1 to 711 code for a protein of 236 amino acids. Gene Ontology annotation, molecular function: growth factor activity; fibroblast growth factor receptor binding. The transcript is spliced from 3 exons. The record is from RefSeq and is a predicted model, not a curated record. Gene Ontology annotation, cellular component: cytoplasm. NCBI's taxonomy places the organism in Eukaryota, Metazoa, Chordata, Amphibia, Anura, Bufonidae. Gene Ontology annotation, biological process: fibroblast growth factor receptor signaling pathway; cell differentiation; positive regulation of protein phosphorylation.